AUGUUAAACAAGCAGCAUAUUCGAGCCAUCAGGCGGCGUGGUGCUGUGUCUGGGCGGGCGAGGUCGGCCUCUCUCCCCACCAUCUCCCGCCCCAGCCAGGCCGCUCUGCACCGCAAAGCCUCUUGCAGAUCCCUGCCUGCCGACCUGCAUUCUAUCGAGCCCACGUACUACGAGAUCUCUGAUGACGCUGUCUUGGCUACUCGACCUCUUCCUGUCCUCCCACACACGUACUGGGAAAUCCCGGACGUCGAGCCGACCUCUUGCAACACUUCGGAAGACGAAGACGACGAUGACGAUGGGCCAUUGCUAUUUUAUGCUGCUGCCGCAGAUAUGACGCUCGUGGGAAACGGAGAAGGUUGCAGCACCUACCAUGACAGCAAACCGAAAACUGUACAUUAUCACAGGUCCGCACAACGUACAGCCAUUUAUGAAAAUCCUGAGGUCCAACGUGUUACCUUUCAUAGAAAUGCGGAAAAUCCCUACCGUCACCAAGUCACUAGAGCUUGCGGAGCAAGAAGAACUUCUUCUGUCCCCAUCUACGAAGGUCGAACCAUGGGUAGAACAUACAUGAAUGUAGGACAGGCAAAAGGGACGUCAUCAGUAAUUCAUCACAGAGCAGCGAGGACAACUGCCGGGUACGAGGCGCCACCAGCGUCUCUAUGGACGGAGAACAGGGAUUAUCAGACCGUUCUAAACGACGUGGCGCCAUGGACAUCACCGCCAAACACCUACUGGCCGUGGGAGAUCUCCAAUGGGCAGUUGAACAGAUCGCGCCCAGUGCCUCUGGUCUCCCCCUUACCCAACACGUACUGGCCAUGGGAAGAAACUUCAUGUAGCGGCAACCGAGGUCCAAAGCGGCGGGCGUCACUCCCCACCUACCCCGAGACAACACAGACUGAAGUAUCCUUAAACACCACACCAUGUGUGCCACCUAACACCUACUGGCCAUGGGAAAUUACAGGUGAAAGUAGCUGUAUCGAUAUCACACAACGACGGGCGUCCCUUCCCACUCUCAGCAAUACCUACAUAUACUGUGAGACAACACAAACUGAAGUAUCCCUGAAGCCCACACAACCAAACACCUACUGGCCAUGGGAGAUCUCAAAGAAUGAGCGUGUUAACUCACAGCUUGCUGCUCCCAACCUACCAAACACCUACUGGCCAUGGGAGGUGAGUGGAACACGUCGGCGGGCGUCCCUCCCAUACUUAGUAAUGUCUACCGUGAGACAACACAAACCGAAGUACUAACACUUAAUCCUACACAACUAAAUACCUACUGGUCACGGGAGAUCUCAAGCAAUUAACAGGUUAAUACACUGCGUCGUCUAGCGCCUGCUGCUCCCAACCUACCAAACAGCCUCGCCCACCACCGUCAAACGUAGCUAUUGAACGGGUACUGCACAGGCAUGUGGCGACUUUCUCAUUAGCUGAAUCGCUAAUUGCCAUUCUCUUAUUGGUUAG
Messenger RNA from Branchiostoma belcheri (Belcher's lancelet), 1461 nucleotides. RefSeq lists its product as uncharacterized. Gene Ontology annotation, cellular component: plasma membrane. The transcript has a single exon. The record is from RefSeq and is a predicted model, not a curated record. The coding region runs from base 1 to 1248 and encodes 415 amino acids. NCBI's taxonomy places the organism in Eukaryota, Metazoa, Chordata, Leptocardii, Amphioxiformes, Branchiostomatidae.